UCAGUUACUCAUUAAUUUGAACCAGGUGUGUUGAAGCAGGGAAACAUUGCAGGACAGUGGCCCUUAAGGACCAGGGUUCCCCACCUCAGCCUAAACCCAGAUCUGCACCCUCGAGGCCCAUCAUAGAACCGAGGAUCUGUCUGUCUCAAAGGUCCUCCCAAAAAGGGAAAAAAGAGAAACACACACAGCGAAACACACAUGCCCGCGUGUGCUCGCACGCACCUCCUCCUGUCCUGUCCUCCUCGAGAUCAGAGUUGCUCAGACUUGAGAGAGGAAUGGCGGCCCCUCGGAGUUUCUUCAUCUCUCUUUGCGGCUUAUUUCUGGUUUUAUACUUCUCUUAUGGAUCUACGACCCCGGGAAACAGGAGAGCCAACCAAGAUCGAUGUGGUUACAAGGUGCUGAGUGGUGCAGAUGGAAGUCGCAGGUUGGCCGCCACUUUCAGAGCUGACAACUGCUCAUUAAAUUACCCCUUGGGGAAGCAUGUGAUCCACGAGGUCUCCAACAUCUCCUUCAGCCAUCUGGCCUGUGAGGACCAGGCCGCCGUGGUCGUCCACUGGUCUGCAAGUCCGCUAGGUAUUGAGCACAUUAGGGGCUUCAGAGUUUAUUUGGAGGACAAGAAUCCGGAGGGGAAACAGUGUCAACACCUCAUCCUCAAAGACCCGAGACAACUCAACUUCUCCUACAAGAAUACAAAGAUGAGCAGUCAGCCGUUCAGCGGUUUGAGCUUUGACACUGACUACAUGGUCCGUAUCGUUCCCUUCCCAUCUCUGAUGAACGAGAGUUUUUUCCCUCCAUCUUUCCUCAGGACCAACUCAUGUGAAAUCCUGCUUGGAUCAGACAACCUGGUCUGCAAACCAUUCUGGAAGCCAAAGACCCUGAACAUGUCUCAGCUCGGAUCGAACCUUCACGUGGUCUUCGAUCAAGCUCCGGCCUCCUUCGGCUUCCACUUCUACUACCUGUACUACAAACUGCGGCAGGACGGCCCCGUCAGGCUGCAGCGCUGCAAACCAGAUGUGAAUCAGGCCCGGACAACCUGUAUCCUUCAGGACCUCACCCCAGGGACUUACACUAUAGAGCUAAGAGAUGAUGGGAACACAACCAGGAGGCAAACUCAGUACUAUGUCAGCCAAGUCCACUCCCCCUGGGCGGGACCCAUACGAGCCAUGGCCAUCACAGUUCCUCUGGUCAUCAUGUCUGCUUUCGCCACCCUCUUCACUGUCAUGUGUCGCAAGAAGCAGCAAGAAAACAUUUACAGUCAGCUGGACGAAGAGAGCAGUGAGUCAUCCAAUCAAAGUGCAGCCCUGAACAGCGAUCGGCCGUGGCCCCGCCCCAAAGUCUUCAUCUGUUACUCAAAUAGAGACUGCCCCAAACACACCAGUGUCAUCCAGAGCUUCGCCUACUUCCUGCAGGACUUCUGCGGCUGCGAGGUUGUGUUGGACCUGUGGGAACACCUGGAGAUGUGUAAAGAGGGUCAGAUGUCAUGGCUCAGCAGACAGCUGGAUGAAGCAAAUAUCAUCAUCAUCGUCUGUUCCAAAGGCCUACGAUACUAUGUUGAGAAAAAGGGCCGAAAAGGAAAGACGCCAGUCAGUCGCCGCAGCAGCAGCUUUCCAACCAGCGGAUCAAGCAGUGACCUCUUCAUUGUGGCCGUGUCCAUGAUUGCAGAGAAGCUGCGUCUGACGAAGCAGAGUGAAGGGGGUGGGGAUCAGGAGCUGAACCGCUACAUGGCGGUGUACUUUGACUAUUCAACAGAAAAUGACAUACCCACUAUGCUCAGUCUGACUCCCAGGUUUAAGUUGAUGGACCAGCUGCCUCAGCUCUUCAGUCGGCUCCAUUCGAGUCAGUCUGGUCUGGCUGACCAUGAGCAGCAGCCUGUGAACGUCUCUAGGAGGAACUACUUCAGGAGCAAGUCUGGACGCUCGCUCUAUGUUUCAAUCUGCAAUAUGCACCAGCACAUCUGCCAGAAUCCUGACUGGUUUGAAAGGCAGCUGGCUCCUGCAGAAGGAUCCUCAGCCUCCAAUGACUCCACUUCAAAACAUCCUUCUCACUCUGCUGUCACAGCUCCAAGUCCUCCUCCAAAGCCUGCCUGCUCCUCCAAUCAGCGGUUUGCUUCAGGACUGGUGCUGAAUGAGGUGAUGGUGAGGACACCAUCGCUGGAGGGAGUUGAUGGAGUCCCAAAGCGGAAUAUGCUCCUGCUUUCGCCAGGGUCUAGUCCUGGGACCAACCUUGGUCAGAGUGAGAGUCCCAUUCCCAGUCCUGGACCCUGUCCCAGUCCAGAAAUGGCACACUGCUCUUCAUCCACUUUGGGAUCUUUAAGGUCCACUACUGGAAUAUCUGGAGGUGACCCUGGAGAGAUGCCUGAAGAAUCUUGCACCUCGUCUUCUUCUUCAGCUCCCUCCAUCCUACAGGAUGGAGCAUGUGCUUCCUCUACCCAUACAGAAGAGGACCAUCCUUCUGUUCCAGAGGUUCCACCUCCUCGUGAUUCAGGCAUCUAUGAUUCGUCUGUCCCUUCCUCAGAACUCUCCAUCCCCCUUAUGGAGGGACUGUCACAUGACCAUGCAGACUCCUCUUCCCUGACAGAAAGUGAAUCAUCUUCAUCUGGGUUGGGGGAUGAGGAGCCAUCUGUAAUCGCAUCACUUCGCUGCAGCGCCACAACAGUGUGCAAAGCUGAGCUGCACCACCAUCACCACCUGGAGCACAAUGAUGCACUGACACGUGCAGCAUCAUUGUAAGGGAUGCUUCCAACCUAUCAAGAGAGGACGAGCUGAAUAAUGUCACCACAAGACCAACAAAGCAUUGGUCUAAGAGCUGCAGGGGCCAUGAUAUUUUUGCUACAUGAUAUCCAUGUAACGAAAAUAGAAUUAAAAAUGCAUUUAAGUAGUAAAACAGAAAAACAGAGUCCUGGAACACUAAAUCUGUGGUAACUAUGGUAACUAUCUGGUUGCUAAGGUAUAGUCUUGGAUGACUAUGUCAACGUUUGCAGUCUAGAACACUGAUACCUGUAUAUCUGUGGUUAAACCACUUUUUAGUAAUUAUAUUAACCAUUGACUCUAGUCCUGUAAUGUUCUCUGUAGCUAUGGUAACCACUCUGCCUUGUAACAACAGUACAUAAUUUUGGUCCCCUGUUUAUAUAAAAAGUACAGGUCCCUGGUAACCAUGGUAACCACAAAGUUAUAGAAGUACUAUGCCCGGGUAAUUGUGGUAACUAGUAGGUUACAGAACUUUUCUCAUCAAUAACUGUGGAAAGCACAGAGUUCUACACUAUACCCUGGUAACUAUGGUGACCACAGCAUCCAGAAAGCUUUUCCUCUGGUUCUCUCAGUUGUUCUUUUGACCCCACUGACAUUCCUCCAUGGACGAUUUGGAUCUUUAGAGCAGACUGGCUCAAACCAAAGACUGCCUUGUGUUAAGAGUUGAUCUUCAGCACCAAACCAUGAUGCAGAGACAAACCUGUUGAUUCCUGCAUUGUGGAUGCAAAUAUGCAAACAACAGAGAAACACAUAUGUGUAGGCAGCAAAAGCAGCCCGAGAUAAUAAUAAUCUGCUGAACAUUGAUCAAUAUUAUGGCAACAAGAUGUGUUUGCUAUAUUAUGUGUGUUAUCCACACCAUUUGCAACUAAAACUACGCAAUAAUUUGGUGUGUAUCUCAUGACUUCAGGUGUUAAAACUUAUCAUUUAAAUGUGUCAUUUUAUCGUAUAAAGGGAAGCAGUUUUAUCUGACCAAAACUAAAUUUAUAUUUCAAAUGUUUUACUUAAGAAGGCUUCCAAGAAGAUUAAAAUGGUACCAAAACCUGGUGAUGUGAGGAAAGAGGAAAUAUGAUGUAAGAUUUUAAUUUAUGUGAAAAGUAUUUUUUAUUGUUCUCUGCAGUUUAAGGAAUUCAGACCAUAAAUUCACUUCUGCAGUAGUUCUACUGUUGUUUUAUUAACUAGCUUUUGAAGUCCAAAAUAUUAUUUUGCAAUUAUAGAUACAUAUUUCUAAAUAUUUUAUAAUAUUGUUUUUCACAUGUGGCACAUAGCAGCAAAGAUGAGGGCAUUAUAUCAGAAUGGGCUUUGUCCAUGCCUGUCAACACUAAGUGAAGUGUUAAAAGCCAAAAUAAUGAGAAAGUGAAUACUAACGUUUACUUGUGUAUAUGUUGUUUUGUUUUAGUAUUCUUUUUUUCAUCUUUCUUUGAACGAAUUGGGUUUCUACACAUGAUUAAGUUACUGCUCCUUUAUAUUCAUGUUUCAUAAUGGUCAAAGGAGACGUUGACAGUCAUUUGGUCGGUCAUAAUCAACAGUUGCAGUUAUUUUGGUUUCUGGUUUGUGUUUCAUAAAAGGGAAGAUUUAUCAUUUCCAAUGUGUAAAUAUAUAUCUUUAUUUUCCCUGGAAAUGUUUGACCUGUUUCAGUUUUGUAUAGUUAGUGAUUUUAGUAUUUUUAUUUUUAUUUUUUUUUUCUAGAAAUGUACUGUUUUAUAGUACCUUAAUGUAGAAAACAAAUAAAUCUAUUU
This is a messenger RNA of Melanotaenia boesemani (Boeseman's rainbowfish), 4483 nucleotides long. RefSeq names its product interleukin 17 receptor D (gene il17rd). The coding region runs from base 276 to 2729 and encodes 817 amino acids. The transcript is spliced from 16 exons. NCBI's taxonomy places the organism in Eukaryota, Metazoa, Chordata, Actinopteri, Atheriniformes, Melanotaeniidae. The record is from RefSeq and is a predicted model, not a curated record. Gene Ontology annotation, molecular function: interleukin-17 receptor activity; protein binding.